ACAGUUUUCUCUGCAUGUCACGUCAGUGUUUAUUGGGAUGAGCAGACAUGCUGACAUGGACUUUAAUUAAGUUAAACAGAUCUACAGUAUGAGGAUGAUGAACAAACUGGACUUUUCAGGAUCUGUCCUUUGAGACCGCUUGAUUACAGCUGACCUCAGUGAGUGACGUCAAUGUCGGAUUAACCUUUUGAAGUAAGUUCACUGCUCUCAAACUGUUCCCAAUCUGUUUGAGUCAUUGGGGAGUUGUUAUUAUUUUAAUGAUUUUUACUCGUGCAAUGCCAAUUGAAAGGUUUAGUCGUCGUAUUUGCAAUAUUAAGAUGUAGUUGUACAUUUCAGAAUGAACAAAAUCAUUAUUUACGCAUUUUAUACGCAGUCAAACUGAAGUGAAGGCAUGAUAUGAUGGUUAACUGAGUAUUUUAAGCACAAUGUUGUUUGCUACAUGAAAGCAGCAGGAAUGGAUCAGGAUAUGGUGAAUAUGUUUGCCAUUGCUGCAGGGACUCUUGCUAUUCCUCUGCUCCUCUUCAUGGCCUCCUUUAUGCUGUGGCCAUCAUCACUCAUCAAAGUCUAUUACUGGUACUGGCGGAGAACUCUGGGUCUGCAGGUGCGUUAUGCAGACUGUGCUGGUUAUCGCUUCUGUUUCUCACACAGAGGGAAACCAGGCCUCAGACCCUCUAUACUGAUGCUGCACGACUUCUCUGCUCAUAAAGACACAUGGCUGCCCAUGCUGAAGUACCUUCCCAAACAUCUGCAUCUGCUGUGUGUUGACAUGCCAGGACAUGAGGGUACAACACGUACCAACACAGACGACUAUUCAAUCCAGGGCCAGGUCAAGAGAAUACGUCAGUUUGUAGAGACCAUUCGACUGAACAGAAAGCCGUUUCACCUGGUGGGCACAUCAAUGGGUGGCACUGUGGCAGGAGUGUAUGCAGCCUGUCACCCCUCUGAUCUCUGUGGUUUAACCCUCAUCUGUCCUGCCGGUCUGAAGAACCAAAACGAGAGCAAGUUUGACAGUCAGAUGCAUGAUGUGGAGCACAGCCACUACACACUCGACAUUCCACUUAUUCCCUCCACUCCUGAGGAGAUGGAGGAGAUGCUGAAGCUCUGUUCACACGUGCGCUUCAGAGUCCCUCAACAGAUUCUCCAAGGCCUGGUGGAUGUACGAAUACCACACAAUGACUUUUAUCACGAGGUGUUCAUGGAAAUUAUGAGUGAAAAUUCUAAAUAUGCUUUGCAUGAGCAUCUACAGGAAAUAAUUACCCCUUUACAAGUCAUAUGGGGCAAGCAGGACCAGGUGGUGGAUGUGUCUGGGGCAGCAGUGAUCGCUGAGACUCUUCCAGGCUGUCGUGUUGAUCUGCUGGAAAAUUGCGGUCAUUCAGUUGUGAUGGAGCGACCGCGACAAACAGCCAAACUCAUUUUCGAUUUCAUCAUCUCUCAGCAGGGCACAGAGAGCGUCAGCAUGAAGAAGAAAUCCUGAGAUCUGCCAUCCCACACAUACUGCAUAAUACUUUUUUAAGAAGUAUUUAAUAAACUAAAAAUACUAACUAAUACUCAUACAAGAAUUCUGCAGUAUGUCCACCUUUAAAGUUUUUUGAUCCAUUUAAAACAAAAUGAACACAAUGUAUUUAUAGAAUAAGCACUUUAAAAAACUCCUGAAUCACUUCAGUAAGCCUAAUUAAAUUAAUACACACAGUUACAGUUAGCCUAAUAAAAUUAGUAAUUUUUUAUUGUAGGACUAUAUUACAUUGGUUGUGUUGCUAAAGGGACAGUUCACAUAAAACGAAAAUUCUGUCAUCCUUUACUCAUCUCCCACUUGUUUCAAACCUAUUUGAGUUUCUUUUGUUGAAGAAACAACUUCCUAAAUAAUUAAGUAUGAGUAAAUGGUAAGAACAUGUUUUAUUUAUUUUUUUAUUUACAUUUUUUAUUUAUUUUAUUUUAUUUUUUUUGUAUGUUAUCUCUUUAAAUCCAGUACCUCCACUAUGACAGAGAAAAUUAGCUCUGGAUUUAGUAGUUGUGUAAUGUGUAGUUUUAUUUAUUAACCACUUGGGUGCCAAAAGUUACAUACUGUAGCAAGAGACUGUGCAGUGGAAAGUGUAAACUACCAUUACUUGCCCCAAAAUGUAGUAAAAGUAGAGUAAACGUAUCAAUUGUAAAUAUUACUCAAAGUAUGAGUAAAAAGUAGCCCUUUUAAAAGUACUCAAGAGUAGUGAGUAUUG
Danio rerio (zebrafish) is the source of this 2213-nucleotide messenger RNA. The record is from RefSeq and is a predicted model, not a curated record. Lineage: Eukaryota; Metazoa; Chordata; Actinopteri; Cypriniformes; Danionidae.